Messenger RNA from Pangasianodon hypophthalmus (striped catfish), 3495 nucleotides. It is a transcript of the gene hm13, whose product is annotated as histocompatibility (minor) 13. Bases 203 to 1699 code for a protein of 498 amino acids. Gene Ontology annotation, molecular function: aspartic endopeptidase activity, intramembrane cleaving. Gene Ontology annotation, biological process: membrane protein proteolysis. The transcript has 13 exons. Gene Ontology annotation, cellular component: cytoskeleton; membrane; cytoplasmic side of endoplasmic reticulum membrane. Lineage: Eukaryota; Metazoa; Chordata; Actinopteri; Siluriformes; Pangasiidae. The record is from RefSeq and is a predicted model, not a curated record.
GAGCGGCUGUGUUUCCGCAGUGGAGAAGGAGAAGCCGCUGAGAGCAGUGUUAGGGAAACGUGGCCUUAUGAGAGAGAAAGCGGCGGAUACCGGAUGAGAAUCGAGUUUGUGUUUCUCUGCACUCUGUCCUUCUCUCUCUCUCUGUCUCUGUCUCUCUGCAGCUCCGGGUUUGUUCUCCUCUCACCUCUGAUCCUCUGUCGCGAUGGCUGAUGUGGAGCAGAGUUCCGGCCUGAACAGCACCGAGAACGGAACCGACACCGGGAACGGAACCGCGGCCCGGUUCGUGGCUACAGCCGAGGGGACAGCGCUGGCGUACGGCAGCCUGGUGCUCAUGGCCCUGCUGCCCAUCUUCUUCGGAGCUCUGAGAUCCGUCAGCACCUCCAAGAGCAAGAACUCCUCAGAUAUGCCUGAGACCAUCACUAGCAGAGAUGCUGCUCGUUUCCCCAUCAUCGCCAGCUGCACACUGUUCGGCCUCUAUCUCUUCUUCAAGAUUUUCUCCCAAGAGUACAUCAACUUACUGCUGUCCAUGUACUUCUUCGUGCUGGGGAUUUUAGCUCUGUCACACACGCUGAGUCCCUUCAUGAACAGAUGUCUUCCUGCUAAUCUGCCCAGUAAACAGUACCAGCUGCUCUUCACUCAGGGCUCAGGAGACGGCAAAGAAGAAAUUGUGAACUACGAGUUUGACACUAAGGAUUUGAUUAGUUUGGGAAUCAGCAGCGUAGUGGGAGUGUGGUACAUCCUGAAAAAGCACUGGGUGGCCAAUAAUCUGUUCGGCUUGGCGUUUGCUCUGAACGGAGUGGAGCUGCUUCACCUGAAUAACGUCAGUACCGGCUGCAUCCUGCUGGGGGGGCUGUUCAUCUACGACAUCUUCUGGGUGUUCGGCACUAACGUGAUGGUGACGGUGGCCAAGUCGUUCGAAGCUCCGAUCAAGUUGGUUUUCCCUCAGGACCUGCUGGAGAAAGGCCUGAACGCCAGUAACUUUGCCAUGCUGGGGCUGGGAGACAUCGUUAUUCCAGGUAUCUUCAUCGCUCUGCUGCUGCGUUUUGAUGUCAGUUUGAAGAAGAACACACGCACGUAUUUCUACACCAGCUUCCUGGCCUACAUCUUCGGCCUCGGCCUCACCAUCUUCGUCAUGCACACGUUCAAGCACGCUCAGCCUGCUUUGCUGUACCUGGUCCCGGCGUGCGUGGGCUUCCCGGUGAUCGUGGCUCUGUUUAAAGGGGAGCUGACGGAGAUGUUCAGUUACGAGUCGUCAGAUGAGGUGUUGCCUCACACCCCGCGUCUCACCCACUUCCCCACCGUCUCCGGUUCUCCCGCCAGCCUGGCCAACUCCAUGCAGAGCCCGUUAAGCUCCUCCCCCCCGCCGCCGCCGCCACCACGCCCUCUCCACCUUUUAACCUGGCCAGGUAUGAAGAAUCUUCCCCCGAAUCCGAGGGAUCGACUAAGGAAGAGAAAACAGAAUCCGAUAAAGACAAAUAAAUCCGAAGGAAAGCGUCACGUCCCCUCCGUCACGUCCCCUCCGUCACGUCCCCUCCGUCACGUCCCCUCCGUCACGUCCCCUCAUUCCCCACAGCUGUAUUUCCAGGAUUUACCACCAGGGGGCAGCAGAUUCUCUCUCGCUCUCUCUCUCGUCCCCUCUUUUCCAGUGUCAUGGUGUUCCACGUGGAAGAGGACGUGUGGACGUGAGGACGUUCUCUAACUGGUUAAAAGACGAGUGCGUGUUUUUGUUUUUCUUUGUAGUUUCUAAAUGGUUGUAAAACAUGAUGAUGAACAGCUUUAUUCUGUGCCUGUAUUCUUCUUUAUUACUCUCUCUCUCUCUCUCUCUCUCUCUCUCUCUCUCUCUCUCUCUCUCUCUGUGUUUCUGAGUUUAUCCACUUUCCAUUUCAGUUAUUUGUAUUAGAAAUUUAUUUUAUUUUAUUGGAUAUUUUUGCAUUAAGGUCAGGAUUUUACAGUGGAGUGCAGGAGCGCGGAGUUUAGUCGGAUUUUUGAGUUUUAAAGAAGCAGUGAAGCCAGAAAUAAAAUGUCCACGAUGUCUUUUUACCCCGAUGUUUUCGCUCAGGCGAGACGUGUUCGUGUCUGGCGUUAACUCCUCGAGCUAACAGCUGACUGAAGUCUGUAUCAUCUGAAAUCUUCACUUCAUAGAACAUCACUGAGCUCCACAGUCUCAGUUUAAUGAGUUCAUGGUUAAAAUCACACUAAAGCUGCAUCAAUCUUUGAAAUUUGGGGGCGGAGCCUGUGAGGGGGCGGAGCUCCACACCCUGUUGUGCCACACAGUGAAGUUUAGUUCCUGUUUACAUCAGCACAUCUGUGUGGAGAAGGUGUUUAGUGAAGAAGAUGAUGUCUGUUAAUCAAACUCAAGACCACAAGCAUCUCUCGUCUGAUCGAAUACGUUUGCAUUAAACAGAAUUUAACGCCUGCAUUUACAGAAGCCAGAAGUUUCUGUGUGUUUAUUGAUUGACGUCUGAAACGGAACCCACACUUCAGCUGUAGGUUUUAUAAAAUCACCAGCACAGGGACCAACUUUUACAUUUCCAGCCCUUGAAGAAAGAAGAUAAAAGCUCUUCCUGCUGGUGGAUUAUUUACACAAUAAAAUAUGACAUACAGCAGAACAAGAGCUUUUAACCCCCGAGCUCUUUAACCCCCGAGCAGUUUAACCCCCGAGCUCUUUAACCCCCGAGCCGUUUAACCCCCGAGCCGUUUAACCCCCGAGCAGUUUAACCCCCGAGCAGUUUAACCCCCGAGCAGUUUAACCCCCGAGCUCUUUAACCCCCGAGCUCUUUAACCCCCGAGCCGUUUAACCCCCGAGCUCUUUAACCCCCGAGCAGUUUAACCCCCGAGCAGUUUAACCCCCGAGCUCUCUAACCCCCGAGCCGUUUAACCCCCGAGCCGUUUAACCCCCGAGCCGUUUAACCCCCGAGCCGUUUAACCCCCGAGCCCUUUAACCCCCGAGCUCUUUAACCCCCGAGCUCUUUAACCCCCGAGCUCUUUAACCCCCGAGCAGUUUAACCCCCGAGCAGUUUAACCCCCGAGCCGUUUAACCCCCGAGCCGUUUAACCCCCGAGCUCUUUAACCCCCGAGCCGUUUAACCCCCGAGCCGUUUAACCCCCGAGCCGUUUAACCCCCGAGCCCUUUAACCCCCGAGCUCUUUAACCCCCGAGCUCUUUAACCCCCGAGCUCUUUAACCCCCGAGCCCUUUAACCCCCGAGCUCUUUAACCCCCGAGCAGUUUAACCCUGAGCCUUCCCUUAUUGUGGCAGAUUUAUUGAGUGAAAGUGUUGCGGUUGUGAAAGUGGACGCGUGAUCACGUCCGUGUCGAUGAAGAUCACUGGAGCUCAGUAACGUGGCAUCGUUUCGCACAUUUCCUGUACAUUUCUUCUUUUUCUCCUGAUUGUGCCAGUGCAAGUUAACAGUUAAAGCUUCUUUGAGGAGCAUAAAGUCUCUCUCGUGUUUUUUUUUAUCCGCAAUAAAUUGUGGUUUUUACCGCUGUAGAGAAGCA